AUGACGCCUAUGGACUUUCCAGCCAAUAAUCCUGUCGCUUCAAGUCUUGCCAAUACGGAUAUCAGGCACAUCGACAAUGUGCCAAGCAAACCUCACAGCCAUAAACACAUCCUACAACCGAAAAGAACCAGUCCCAAGUUCCAACAAGCCCGCCAACCGUAUCCCCCUCCCAAACCAGCACCACCAUCCGAGUCCCGAGUGCGAAAUAUCGAAAAGCCUUAG
Molecule: messenger RNA, 222 nt
Organism: Botrytis porri
Lineage: Eukaryota; Fungi; Ascomycota; Leotiomycetes; Helotiales; Sclerotiniaceae
Exons: 2
Coding region: 1-222 (73 amino acids)
Source: RefSeq, a predicted model, not a curated record